Molecule: messenger RNA, 2408 nt
Organism: Hevea brasiliensis (rubber tree)
Lineage: Eukaryota; Viridiplantae; Streptophyta; Magnoliopsida; Malpighiales; Euphorbiaceae
Product: heterogeneous nuclear ribonucleoprotein 1
Exons: 5
Coding region: 323-1768 (481 amino acids)
Molecular function (GO): RNA binding
Source: RefSeq, a predicted model, not a curated record
AAUGUAAUUAAGAGGAGUGGAAUAAACAAGAAAAGAUAAAAAAGAACAGAGAGGAGAACAGAGAUAAAAGCCUCUCUAAUGGACAGAGAGAAAGAGAAAGAGAAAGCAUAAGCACCUCCUCCUUUAUUUCCAUUUCCACAAUCUUCUUCUUAGAUCUUAGUUUCUCUGAAUUUCCCAUCUUGUCCUUUAUAAAAUGGAAUGCUGUGUUGAGUUUUGAUUGGUGCUAGAAGCAUCAGGCGAUUCCAGAUUGGAUUUAACAUACAGCACUUUGAUUUUUAUUGGGCACCAAUCAGAUUCUAUCUUUAUUAUCAUUUAAAAAAAGAUGGAAUCAGAUCUUGGUAAGCUCUUCAUUGGUGGGAUUUCUUGGGAUACUGAUGAGGAACGUCUCAAGGAAUAUUUUAGCAAUUAUGGGGAAGUAGUGGAGGCGGUGAUCAUGAGAGAUAGAACUACGGGCCGUGCUCGUGGCUUUGGUUUCGUAGUCUUCGUGGAUCCUGCUGUCGCGGAAAGGGUCAUUAUGGAUAAGCACAUGAUUGAUGGACGCACUGUUGAAGCAAAGAAGGCUGUUCCAAGGGAUGAUCAGCAGAUUUUGAAUAGAAAUACUAGUAGUAUUCAUGGGUCUCCCGGUCCUGGGCGCACCAAAAAGAUUUUUGUUGGAGGUCUGGCUUCUACAGUUACAGACAGUGACUUCAAGAAGUACUUUGAGCAGUUUGGCAAUAUCACCGAUGUUGUUGUGAUGUAUGAUCACAACACACAGAGGCCAAGAGGCUUUGGCUUCAUCACUUAUGAUUCUGAGGAUGCUGUGGACAGAGUUCUGCAUAAAACAUUUCACGAACUUAAUGGUAAAAUGGUUGAGGUCAAGAGGGCAGUCCCUAAGGAGCUAUCCCCAGGGCCUAGUCGGAGUCCUCUGAUGGGAUAUAACUAUGGUUUGAGUAGGACCAACAACUUCCUUAAUGCAUAUGCUCAGGGAUAUAAUAUGAGCUCAGUUGGAGGUUUUGGAAUGAGGAUGGAUAGUAGGUUUAGUCCUCUUGCUAGUGGUCGAAGUGGAUUUCCUCCAUUUGGUACUACUGGUUAUGGAAUGGGUAUGAAUUUAGAGCCAGGUUUGAGUCCAAACUAUGGUGGGGGCUCUAAUUUUGGCAACAGUCCAGGGUAUGGGCGAAUGUUAAGCCCCUAUUACAGUGGGAAUUCAACCAGGUAUAGUACUCCAAUAGGAUAUGGUGUGGGGAAUGCAAGGAAUGAUUCUGUUAUGAGCCCAACUACUCGGAAUCCCUGGGGAAAUGGGGGUCUUAAUACUGCUGCUAAUCCUGCCAGCCCUGGUGCUUUCUUGGGUUCUGGGAGUGGAAGUUUUGGGGUUUCAUUUGGGAAUAGUGGAGUCAAUUGGGGCCCUUCUCAUGUUUCAGCUCAAGGUGGAGGAAGUGCUUCUGGUUAUACCAGUGGAAGCAUGGGUUAUGGAAGUGGUGGUGAUAGCAGCUACGGGUUGGGAGGGGGAGGGUAUGGAAGGACCAGUGGCACUGGUGCAGCACCAACUUCAUCAUUUGCUGGGUCAACUGGUGUUUAUGAAGGGUCCUAUGGGGACUUGUACCGCAGUGGUUCAGUUUAUGGUGAUUCAUCUUGGCGGUCUGGCAGUGGCACUCCUGAGCUAGAUGGUACUGGGUCAUUUGGUUAUGGGCUUGGCAAUAUAGCCUCAGAUGUUACUACCAAAAAUUCUGAGGGUUAUAUUGGAAGUUAUGGUGUUACAAGUAGACAAUCUAAUAGAGGAAUUGCUACCUAGGAGAUCUGUUAUUGGAUGUCACAGGAUAAUUGUAGGUGAAGGGAAUCUGGAUAAACAGGUGAAGGGUUGUGAAUUUCAUACAUCUCUUUCCUGAAUAUAUUCAGCUUAUAAGGAAAUUGAUCUAUAGUGCUAACGAGGGUUCUUGAUUUGAAUUAUACGCAAUCAGAGUGAAAGCAUUUACAAGGAUUUUGUGUAAGGUUUGAGAUUUGAAUUUCCUUUUUGUCAUUUUUACUUCUUUUUAGUUAGUGAAAAACUUAGGUUGUCCUUCUUGGCAUUUGAGUGAGGUGUAAAAUCAGAUUGCGGAUAUAUACUCAGGAAGAUUGGUUCCCAUAGAUGUGUUGUGCAUCUCCGGCGAGGCAUGCCAGUGGUAGUACACUUAAAAAUAGGGUAUUAAUUUUUUCUAUUUUGUCUUUUUGAGUAAUGCCUGAAGAAGGUGCUGGUUGGUGUCUUUCUUCUCUUUAUUUGGGAUUUAUCUGUCUACCAGAUUGUAUGCCAGGUUCUGUUUGAUCUACUUGUGUGAAACAUUAAGGGAUUCUCUUUCAUGUUCCCCUGCAAAUAAGUUACAAAUAUUCUGAUUCAUUUUUUAUUCGAUGGUGUAUCAAAACAAUUUUACACUUAUCUAGAUGAAUGUUAGACUUCA